AUGGAUGAGUUGGAAGACCACACAGCGUUGUUUUGGGCGUCAUGCAAGGCUCUAUCUCCGUCGCCGUUUGCUAUGGCGGAGGGGUACAGCCUCACGCAUCUUAUGAAUGCCCUGGCUGUGAUGGAUCCUAUGAUGGACGCAGGUAUGGACUAUCCACACCACCGCCUCCCUGCGAAGGAAAUGUCCACAAAGGUGUUUAUGUCCUACCCGAAUGAGCUCUCUGUGAAAGACUUGUGUUGGAUAUUCGACCGACUGAUGGCGUGUGAGAUGGAAUGGUUACGUGGUGCUGCGCUUGGGCAGACUAUAUAUACAUGUACCUACUUUCAUGAUCACGUAUUCCCUGGAACGACACCCUCGAAUCACUGGAGCUACCAAGUCCUAUCGACCUACGUCCUCGCCUCCGUGAAAUGCUGCGCCAUGCAAUGGCACGAAUUGUCGCAUGGCCGUGUGCUCGACGGUGAGGACUAUUCUGGUGAUCUGGGUGGCAUUGACUUGCCUGACGGCGUGGAUGUCUAUGCAUUGGCGUCCCAGCUGGACAAGGCUUGUGCCGUCGUUCAAGCUCAUACCGACGGCGCCGAUGUUUCUCUUUUCACGCGUCUGCUCUUCCGGAAAAACUGGCUUUUGUGUCUGCAUGCGUUUAUGCAGGAGGUCUGCGAUCCUGUGGAAGCAGGGACUUUCUUAGAUGAAUGUGCCAAGCAGUGGCGAUCCCUGCACCACGCGGAAGCACCGAACCUUUUGCCACUGCAGGAGCCCGCAUUGCAGGAGGCGCCAACGCACUUGCAUUACUUUUUCCACAUCACUCUCAGCCGCAAGUUUUCCUCGCACAUCCCGCUGCGUCCCCUCCCGCUUCCUGAGGCGGCGCCAGUUUGGGAAUGGUGGAAUCACAUCCUUCUUACGCAGAUGCCGCUUCUGCUUCGGUUCCUGGCCAGCUCGAAUGUCAUGACAUGGAACACCUUCUUGGCUUGCACGUUUGGGCUGUACCAAUCGCAUGAAAAAAUUCCCUUGGUGCGCUCCCUGUUGCAGGGCUUUAUAUCGAAUGGCCACACCUCAGCUGGCGGCACUCGGCCGCUGGAGCACCUAUCGCACUGCCUCGUGGAAGAGCUAAGUGGCAUUUGCGUGGAAGAUAUGCUUGUUCAACUCGAAUGGUAUCAGCAAAAGCAUACAUCGUCUCGUGUGGCCACCGACACAACACGCUUCCUCUAUCGUUUUGCUGGUCUCUUUGCACAAUCCCUUUCGAUCAUGGGCAGCAAUCAUCCGCGCCAAAAACGUCAGCUCAGUAAAGGCUAUGCAAUCUGGGCGGACUUGAUGGACGAUGCUGCGAAUCUCGGUGGAGCCGUCGCCCAAGCGCUUCCGGGUGUGCCUCCGCAUGUCUUUCUGGCACCAGUCCAGUUCGUUAUGUUGUCCAACAUGUGGCGCUCCAUCGGAAUGGGCUUUGAUUUGGCAUUGUAUCAUGACGAAGAGAAAGCCGUGAUGUACUGGCUUCUCGCGCAGGUAUACGAAGAGCACCGCAUUUUGGCCGACAAGUUCGUCGAGUCACCAGGCCUUGUGUGUAUGCGUCACUUUGUGCAAGCGCGUAAACAUAUCUGCCUAGCAUACUCUUUGCUUUUCCUGUUGAAGCAUGAUGGAGGCGAUACCGAUUAUGCGCGGGCCGUGUUCCGCAGUCGUGUAAAGUGGCUCAAACGUCCAGCAUGGUGCGCCAAAGCGCGACUUCGUCUUGUGUCGACCCAGGAAGCCCAGGAUGUGCACCAACUGUGGCAGGAUUGGCGCACGUUUGCCUCCCUGUCAGCGGUACGUACUAGCACGAGCCACGAGUCCGUGGACCUCCACACCGACACGACUACGCUGCGCGUUUUGCUCUUGCAGCAGCUUCAGGCAGCUACACGGCAUUCUCGCGAGUUGAUCAAGCUUCGUGUCCACGAUCCAUGGAUCGCCUUAUCUCGUCGCGAGCAGUGUGCUUUGGACCAAGAGCUGUUCAAUAUCAGCGUCUCACUGAGCGCAUGGAUUCGACAACAUACGUCGUUGCCUUCGCUGUCCACGUGGACACCUACCAAGCAUCCAUGGUUCCCCGCGCCUAUGGAACUAUCGCUGUACCACGGUACGGACGUAGCCUAA
This is a messenger RNA of Malassezia pachydermatis, 2112 nucleotides long. RefSeq lists its product as hypothetical. The record is from RefSeq and is a predicted model, not a curated record. NCBI's taxonomy places the organism in Eukaryota, Fungi, Basidiomycota, Malasseziomycetes, Malasseziales, Malasseziaceae. The coding region runs from base 1 to 2112 and encodes 703 amino acids. The transcript is spliced from 11 exons. Gene Ontology annotation, biological process: N-terminal peptidyl-methionine acetylation. Gene Ontology annotation, cellular component: NatC complex.